Molecule: messenger RNA, 395 nt
Organism: Schistosoma turkestanicum
Lineage: Eukaryota; Metazoa; Platyhelminthes; Trematoda; Strigeidida; Schistosomatidae
Source: the annotation of a GenBank genome assembly
CAAAAGAGUACUGAGGCGACUGGAAUCACAGAUUUGAUCCAACUGGCAGCGGAUAUCAAUGGUCUUAUGUUAUCCUUUUCAAGAUAUAAGGACCUAGUCAUGGCCAAUGGUAAUGAUUUGCAUAAAAUGAAAUCGUUUUUUGAAGCAUUCGUUAAAUCGUUGUGUAAUGGCCUUCCUUCAAAUCUGGUUCGUUAUACGUUACAGUCUCCCCAACAAAAAUAUAAAUUGAGCGUCAAUGAAAUUCUGAAACACUCCAAGGACUUUUCUGAAGCAUACCAAUGUCCACCUGGUUCCGAAAUGAAUCCUUCGGAUAAAUGUAUUCUUUAAAGUGAUGAUCAGUUUGCGUGUGUGUGAGUAUCUUUGCUUAUAUGGCCGUGUUUCUGCCAUUGUACCUG